Molecule: messenger RNA, 2433 nt
Organism: Exaiptasia diaphana
Lineage: Eukaryota; Metazoa; Cnidaria; Anthozoa; Actiniaria; Aiptasiidae
Exons: 2
Coding region: 1695-2411 (238 amino acids)
Source: RefSeq, a predicted model, not a curated record
UUGUUUCAAUGUUCUUCAUAAACUAGCACAAACUAAAUGGUUUAUUUUCUGUAACGGUCAUAUGAUGUAAUUGGUGAACGUAUUCACAAAAUGCAACUGAACCCUUUUACGUUUACCAUGCGCAAAUUUUUGCGCAAAUAUGAGUGAAAAAAGUUUGCUUGUUUGUUUUUGUUUUUCUCAAAUGCAUUUGAAAAUUAAACCAAAGUAUGUUAGCUUGAAAACCGAAACAGAAAAAAAAGAUAUGAUUCUAUCCCUUUUAUUGAAAACGAGCAAUGCGAAAUUCAAAAUCAAGAAUUUUCAAGGGAAAUUGCUAUUAAUUGCUGUAAUCUGCAAUCUAUUUAAUCCACGCCCGGCUUAUUCCGAUUUUGCAUGGCGCUGUAAAAAAAUAUAUAUAUAUAUAUGUAUAAAAUACGGGUCCAUACACAUUAAAUUUAGCGUUUGAUAAACGUUACAACAUUUAUAUUGAAAGCAAUAUCGGUCGCGCACGCAUACGCGCAUAGCAUGCCUGAAGUGUAUUAAAAUACACUUAAAAAGCUCGUGUCACGAAGUAAAAAAAACAACAACAACAAUCUAAAUGUACUAUACUACGCCACCUAAAUAUCUAAAGUGGUAUUUGCAUUUUAUCAUCAGCAGAUUUCAAAUAAAAACAUAUUCUUGCUAACAUACAAAUCUGAACAUUUUAACGAGAUUAGCAUACAAAAUCAAAAUUAGCACUACUCUAUAAAGAUCAUUUUUGCGUUAUUAAAGUAAAAUGGACUUGUUUUUUUGUUUGUGCUAGGAGAGGAAAUGCAUUCUUAAGGUACUGAUUGAGUUUGUUUCUUAUCUUAUUAGAAAUUUCAAGAUUUUUACCAAAAAAGAAAGUUCCAUAGUGUCCUCCGUCUAAGCCGUGUUAUGUACAUAUUKUGUUACAAGGCCUUGUGCAUGCAGCUCUUGACGCAGUUAAACAAAAAUAAUCUUUCGUUUAAAACGCAUCUUAAAAUUUGUUUGUGGAAAUCAAAAUGGUCAGAAUUGUUUUUUGGCAUCCUUAACAUACUUCACUUUCUUUAAAGGCAAAAUUGGUUACAAUUGAGAGAUUUUGCCAUUACCAGAAACAUUUGAAUCAAAAUUAGCACAGGAAAAAAACGAAAUUAGCACAAGUGCAUUUACGGCUAGUUUCUCAUUGUAUUUUAACAUUUUAAAACUUAAAGUCCAACCUUGCUAGAAGAAACAAAUAUAUAUAAUAAAGAAACACUGAAUUACAAUAAUUAAGGUCGUCAGUACGGUUAUAGAAUAUUUGUCAUUUGUAAUAAAGCAUUUGCUGUAAGUGCACAUCGUCCGGCCGCUGUCAAAAAGAAUUAAAUUGUUCCAAUUCAGUAAUAGGUUCAGCAACUUUCAUUCUUCCACAUUUUCUUCAGUCUCAGCUUUCCGUCUAUUGAUCUCGACGGUCUCUCUCGACGUUUAAUUAAUAGCAGUACUAUUUUUGUUAGACGUAGCUAGUUUUAAACCAUCACUAUAUAGUAUCCAUUCGACUGCACAAUGAACUACUAUGAACUUUUGCGUUAGCCGGAAUACAACAACAGAACGAAUUCCCUACAAUACAAAAACCAGUACUUCGCAUCCAUUGGGGUAUGGUUGAAGAAAACGUUUAUUCAGAUAGCUAUCAGUAGUAUAGUACUCAACGAAAUAUGGAAAUGUAUACCGUCCCAUGAUUCCUCAUGUUUCCUUUCAUUUCGGCCACGAUGUUUUUCAACUACAGACCAAACUUUGAGUAUAGCGAUCUUCUGGGUCAAAUAAGAGCAGAAAGAAGAGUUGCGCAGGAAAUGUCUCUUGAUUCUCGAGCCAAACUCUUAGAAAAUAUGGAAAAUUUAUUGCAAUUUUUUCAUCAAGGUGGGUACACCAAAACAGUGGACGAUUUGAAAGCCACAAAUGGCGACUCGAUAGAAGUCAUCAGAAUGAAGAUGAAAAAUGAGUCGGAAAAGAUUCUAUCUGCCUUAGAAAGUGGUCCUUCCGGCAGUUAUGGUCGUAGUCAGAACCCUGAACAGAUAGAGAAGCCUAAAAGGGUAAAAAAGAUAUACAAAUACACAUGUCAGGUACGCCUUCAGUAUUUUUGUCCGUCUCUAUGGCAACGAGUCGGUAAGCAUCUUGUUAUCAAUCCACUUUUUCAGAUUUGCGCAAAGGAAUUUAGACACUUGAAAAAUCAUCUGAAGUUCAAACACCAGAUGUCAGAAGAGGAAAUUGAAAAACUUAGAUUGCAAACAAAGAAGGACAACUUAAGGAAAAAACAGUCUUGCAAGAGACCAUUGAAACAAUGUCCAGUAAAAUCAUGUGGAUGGGAAGGCCGGCGUCUGGAUUAUCACUUGCCAUUCAAGCACAAGAUUAAAAAAGGAUCAAAAAAAUACCAGUCUUUAUUAACUACUUGGGUUCAAAUCUAAAAAUAUGCAUAAUAUUAUUAUU